Oncorhynchus nerka (sockeye salmon) is the source of this 3365-nucleotide messenger RNA. It is a transcript of the gene asic2, whose product is annotated as acid-sensing (proton-gated) ion channel 2. Gene Ontology annotation, molecular function: ligand-gated sodium channel activity. Gene Ontology annotation, cellular component: plasma membrane. The transcript is spliced from 8 exons. The record is from RefSeq and is a predicted model, not a curated record. Gene Ontology annotation, biological process: sodium ion transmembrane transport. NCBI's taxonomy places the organism in Eukaryota, Metazoa, Chordata, Actinopteri, Salmoniformes, Salmonidae.
GCAGCCGACAAACAGAGGGGGAGGAGAGAGAGAGAGAGAGAGAGGGAGAGAGAGAGAGGGAGAGAUGGAGAGAGAAACAGAGAGAGAGAGAGAGAGAGAGAGCCCUGGCGUUCUCAGACAGACACUCAUCGCUCGCUCUCUCACUGGCUCGGUGGACAGAGCUGUGGCGCAGGAGCAGAGGAGCACAGAGAGGACACGCUGCCCGAUCAGAGAGAGGGGACCAGAGGAACAGUCUGUCUGCACGGGAGGAAUAGAAUACAGAAAAUAACAGGGCAAUAUCCAAAGGAGGGGAAGUGAGAGAGAGAGAGAGAGAGAGAGAGAGAGAGAGAGAGAGAAAAAGAGAGAGAGAGAGAGAGAGAGAGAGAGAGAAAAGAGAGAGAGAGAGAGAGAGAGAGAGAGAGAAAAGAGAGAGAGAGAGAGAGAGAGAGAGAGAGAGAGAGAGAAAAUGCACACAUCUACUUCAUGGGAGGAGGAGGAGCCCGGUUGGGGGUGGAGCUGAGAAGGAUUGACGGACAUCGGCACAAGAGGAGGAGCGUGAGGGCAAGUUCAUGAAUUUGAUUUGGAGAGAAGUAUUUUUAGAAAAGGAAGAAAACAAGAGGAGCGUUACGAUUAGAAAUGCCACAGUUCUGAGGGAGAGAAACAGAGUGAGAGAAAACUGGAACGAGAGAAUGAGGGAGAGAGAGAUACCAGGAUCUGAGCGUGACUGAACAGAUUUUCCAUCGACUCUGGUCAGGUUUCCCACAGGGAAACGCAGUGUGUGUGCAUGUGCUCCUCUCUCAGUGUGAAUGAGUGUUUGCGUGCGUCUGGGACUAAGAAGCGUCUGCUCCUCGCACAAGACGGGCUGGCCGUACAUUAUCACCCGCAGGACACAACACCCGCUUCUCCAGUCAAGAGAGGAGGAGAAGAGAAAGGACAAUGAAGGGGGGAAAUAGGGAGGGAGUGAAAGAGUGACAGAUGGGAAGAGGGGAAGGCUGGAAAUCAAGAAGAUAAAAGUGAGCUCACAAAAAAAGCCGGAGAAUAAAUUAGCGAGGUAGACUCACAAAGGCAAUUAGUGAUGCGCGGCUGCUCGUUUUAGCAGUGUCAUGUAAACAAGUCCAGCCGUGGUGGUGUUGGAGGGUUAGCAGGUUGAACGAGGCUGAGCAUCACUGAUCGAAGUGGAGCGACGGCAAAGUCCCAAAAGACAGCAGCCUUGGUCGGCAGAGAGGAGCGCCGACAGAGCAGAGGGAACCGGCAGGACAAGCCGUUCUUUGACAGAUGGCACCAGAUAGAACCACAACAGACUCACUGCUCUCUUCUUUAACCUUCCGUUCUUUCAUUUUGUCUGUGCUUCUCAGCUCAUCUUGCCUCUCUCUCCUCUAGCACUCACUCCACCCACUCUCUUCUCCCUCCCUAUCCUUUUCCCUCUCACUCCCUCCCUCUCGCUCUCUAGCUCUCUCUCUCUCCCUCUGUCUCUUCCUCCCUUGCUCUGUGUUACACUAACUGGUGCGGAUGCUGGAGUCGCUCAUGUAGAAGCUGCAUCGCUUGGUGCAUAUUUGCAUGGCUGAAUGUAUUUUUUACUGCUGAGUUGGGUGAGUGGAGUACUUUCAGGUCAAUGGAACCAGAUGGACUGAGAGGGAGAAGCCCAACAAGUAGCUAAAGAGUAAAACAGGACACCAACAACAACAAACAGAAGACACUGUGACAGAGAGAGAGAGUUAGUAUGUGUGUGUGAGUGAGGUUGUGUGUGAGGAGCUUGUACGGAUUGUCAGAUAAGCACAAAUCCAGGUGUGGAUUACACCAGUGGGGAUAUCGGUGCCCUGGAGCUCCAUGUGGGGCCCAGCCCCUGAGGCCUGGCUGGGAGAUGAAGCCUUUCUCUCGGCACUAGGAGCGGUUUGGGCAGCCAUGGCUCUGGAGGGGCGAUGUCUCCAGCGGGGAUCCCCAGCCGUGGUGAGGAGAGGCCGCCGGCGCCUCCCUGCAAGGCCAGGCCUGUCCUCAAUCACCUCCACCCUGCUGGCUGGGACAAGUCUGCAUGGCCUCAGGCAUGUGUGUGUGUCCGGUGGCUCCAUAGGCCGUCGGGCCUUCUGGCUGCUGGCCCUGUGCACCUCAUUGGGCCUGCUCCUUUCCUGGUCCUCCAACCGCCUGCUCCACUGGCUCUCCUUCCCCACCUACACACGGAUCCACACAGAGUGGGCCAAGGAGAUGGCCUUCCCCACAGUCACUAUCUGCAACAACAACCCAAUCCGCCUCUACAAGCUCACCAAAAGUGACCUGUACUUUGCUGGCCACUGGCUGGGCCUACUGCUGGCCAACCGGACAGUGAGACCCAUGGUGCUGGAUUUGCUGCAGGAGGACAGCCAGGCCUGGUUCAGCAAAUUGUCUGACUUCAGGCUGUUCCUGCCCCCCAGAAACUUUGAGGGCAGCAACCUGGAGUUUAUGGACCGGCUGAGCCACCAGCUAGAGGAAAUGCUUCUCUCCUGCAAGUACCGAGGAGAAGCGUGCGGUCCCCAGAACUUCACCUCUGUGUUCACCAGGUAUGGGAAGUGUUACAUGUUCAACGCAGCGGAGGAGGGGAAGACGCUGCGGACCACCAUGAAGGGAGGGACGGGGAACGGCCUGGAGAUUAUGCUGGACAUCCAGCAGGACGAGUACCUACCCGUGUGGGGCGACACAGAGGAGACAGCGUUCGAGGCGGGUGUGCGGGUGCAGAUCCACAGCCAGGCAGAGCCCCCCGUUCGUCCAUGAGCUGGGCUUUGGCGUUGCCCGGGCUUUCAGACCUUUGUUGCCACUCAGGAGCAGAGGCUGACCUACCUGCCUCCUCCGUGGGGAGAGUGUGAGUCCAAAGCCCUAGACUCUGGCUUCUUCCAGGUCUAUAGUGUGACAGCUUGCAGGAUCGACUGUGAGACACGCUACAUCGUGGAAAACUGUAACUGCAGGAUGGUGCACAUGCCCGGUGAUUCUCCAUUCUGUACCCCUGAACAGUACAAAGACUGUGCAGAGCCUGCCCUUGCCAAGUUGUCAAUGCUGGAGAGUAGCAACUGCAUCUGUAGGACACCAUGCAACAUGACACGCUACAACAAGGAGCUGUCCAUGGUCAAGAUCCCCAGUAAGACCUCAGCACGCUACCUGGAAAAGAAGUUCAACCGCUCUGAGAAAUACAUCACGGAUAACAUCCUAGUCCUGGAUGUGUUCUUUGAGGCCUUGAACUAUGAGACCAUUGAGCAGAAGAAAGCCUACGAAGUGGCAGGCUUACUGGGUGAUAUAGGUGGUCAGAUGGGUCUGUUCAUCGGGGCCAGUAUCCUUACCAUCCUGGAGCUAUUUGACUACGCCUAUGAGGUCAGACAUAGAACACACACCAUGUAGAAACUUCCAAAGACACACACAUUCUC